Molecule: messenger RNA, 1065 nt
Organism: Clonostachys byssicola
Lineage: Eukaryota; Fungi; Ascomycota; Sordariomycetes; Hypocreales; Bionectriaceae
Source: the annotation of a GenBank genome assembly
AUGCAUUUCUCCUCCAGUAUUCUAACGCUUUCGAUCAUUCUUGCGCCCGUUUACGCGGCAUGGCGUCACAUUGAUCCCGUCAAACGCGAGAUGGUAGUCAUCCCUCACGAUGAUGCUCACGUCCAGUUCAUCGGCGUCGAGUACCAGCUUGCUACGAUGAACCUCAGCAGUUUCUACAACUACCCCCAUACAGCAAAUCGCACAGAAUGGGAGGUCAUGCAUAAAUCGCUCGAAAAGGACGACACGAUCAAGGAGGCGGCCAAGGCAAACAUCUUCCGCGUUCCUUUUAAUUUCGACCAGCUCUUUAUUGAGGACUCAGACACUCCUGUCAACGAAACGGAGUUGGACAACCUGCAGUCGGUCGUGGACAAAAUCGUUGAAAAGAACACACACACACACACGACUGAAAAGGACCCGGUAGAAGUGGUCAAAGAGGCUAACAACAAGCCGGUUAGCAAACCCGGUCCCUCCCCAUAUGUGGUCAUUGUGCCCGAGGUAGUCGAGGGGAAGCGACGCCUCAGAGACGCCGAUAAAUUAUACCAGUUCUGGAGGACGAUAGCCAAGAGGUUCCUGGAUAAUAACCAUGUCGUCUUCGAUCUCGGUCUCCCGGCCACGCCCGACAAAGCGAUCGCGGCGGACAUGGCCCAGGAAGCAAUCAGAGCGAUCCGGAGAGCCGGGGCUCGGAGGCAGUACAUCUUCCUGCCCACAGACAUGAAGACUCUGAGCGAUCCGCUUCGUUUCAGGAUCCAGGAUCCCUCACAUCGGACACUCUACGAAGUCGACAUCAAUGUAAAGUGCGGGAAUCUUCAUACACCAUACAGGGGGCCCCAUCGGAGGGUCAAAAAGAAAAAGGAAAGGGCUCCGGCGCUGAUCAGACCUUUGAAUAAAUGGAUUGGGAAGACAAAGUUUCGGGCAAUUGUCAGGCGGGUGCAAACAAACCAAGACUGCCCAUUGGAGGUCGACAAGCUCUUCAAAAGAAUGAAGAAGAGGCCGGACUUCUGGGCCGGAUUCCUGUGGAUAGAAAACAGUAAGGAUAAAUAUGGUACCCCUAAAGCGAAGGACUAA